Messenger RNA from Aureobasidium namibiae CBS 147.97, 2811 nucleotides. Its product is annotated as glycoside hydrolase. The record is from RefSeq and is a predicted model, not a curated record. The transcript is spliced from 4 exons. Lineage: Eukaryota; Fungi; Ascomycota; Dothideomycetes; Dothideales; Saccotheciaceae. Gene Ontology annotation, biological process: carbohydrate metabolic process; peptidoglycan turnover. Gene Ontology annotation, molecular function: acyltransferase activity, transferring groups other than amino-acyl groups; hydrolase activity, hydrolyzing O-glycosyl compounds. Bases 1 to 2811 code for a protein of 936 amino acids.
AUGGGGACUUCCGACGCUAGCACGUCGAGUGGGCUCUGGGAGAACAUGGACAGAGCCCUGGGCCAGUUGUUCAUGAUGGGCUUCGAUGGAACGGCAGUGACUCCCCAAAUACGUACCCUCAUACAGCAACAUCAUCUCGGAUCGAUCCUUCUGACAGCUAAGAAUCUCAAGUCUGCCGAAGACACAAGCGCACUUGUGUACGAAUUACAAAAGUGUGCCUUUGACGCCGGCCACCCAGUGCCUCUAUUGAUUGGCAUCGAUCAAGAAAAUGGAGGAGUCAACUCUCUAUUCGACGAUAUCUUCAUCCGGCAGUACCCAUCAGCCAUGGGUAUCGCCGCCUCCGGAGAUCCUGACCUCGCGUACAAAGUCGCAAAGGCCAGCGCAGAGGAGAUUUCUGCAUGCGGAGUGAACUGGAUAAUGGGACCCUGCCUGGAUGUCCUUACGAAUACCCGAAAUCAGCCCCUUGGAGUUCGCACGACUGGUGACGAUCCAGUGCAGUGUUCAGAGUACGGGGUGGCAUUCAUGAAGGGCUACCAGGAAGCCGGUAUCUGUACGAUGGGAAAGCACUUCCCGUCAUAUGGAAAUCUCGAGUUCUUGGGAUCUUCUCUGGAUGUGCCGACGAUUACAGAGUCCUUGGAGCAGCUAAGUCUGAGUGCUCUGAUACCCUUUCGCGAUGCCAUCAAACAAGGUCUUGACUCCAUCAUGGUUGGGGGUUGUGCGAUGUCAUCAGCUGGACUGAAUGUCAUGCACGCCUGCCUCUCAGAUCGAGUUGUUGAUGGACUUUUGAGGAAAGAGCUUGGCUUCGAUGGCGUCGUUGUCAGCGAAUGUCUUGAGAUGGACUCGCUCUGUCAAAAUAUUGGAGUCAAUGGUGGUACGGUCAUGGCUGCCAAUGCUGGCUGUGAUAUUCUAUUACUGUGCAGAUCAUUCCAGCACCAACUCGAGGCUAUCAACGGCUUCAAACUUGGCUUGGAAAACUCUAUGAUCACUACGGACAGAGUUCGUCGAUCACUCAACAGAGUAUUGGCAAUGAAGUCUAGGUGUACAUCUUGGGACAAAGCUCUGAAUCCGCCAGGCAUCAAUCUCUUGUCGAGACUGCAACCGUCACAUACGAAUCUCUCCACCAAAGCAUAUAACUCAAGCAUUACCGUUGUCAGAGAUCAGAACGGAUUCUUGCCUCUGACCAACAUCAUUGAGCCAGAAGAAGAGUUGCUUCUCCUUACGCCGUUGGUGAAACCGCUUGCUGCAUCUGCAGCUUCGCGUGCACUGUCAUCACACACUUCUAUCGACUCGCCGGAACCUCAAUGGGAACGAGGCAAUCCGGGCCUGAGCGGUGAGAGAGUGUUUCGAGAACUCGGCAGAUCGCUCGCUCGUCAACGUACCGGCCGAGUACUUCAUACCAGCUACACGGCUAACGGUGUUCGACCUCAGCACGAAAGCCUGAUCAAUAGAGCCAGUGCGGUCGUUGUCGUCACAGCAGAUGCCAACAGAAAUAUGUACCAGAGCGGUUUCACGAAACACGUUUCCAUGAUUUGCAAUAUGCAAUACACGGCUGGCGGCGAGAAGAAGAUAAAACCAUUGAUCGUUGUGGCAGUCAGUUCGCCCUACGAUUUCUCCACGGACACGUCCAUUGGGACAUAUGUUUGCACCUACGACUUUACAGAAACUGCAAUGGUGUCGCUAGUCAAGGUAUUGCAUGGGGAUGUCACACCGACCGGCUCGCUCCCCGGCACAAUCAGCCGCAGCGCAAAGCUCACACAGUCAAAGACACACUGGCUAGUCGAAACCUUCAACGAAGAACGCGAUGGCCUCGCCUUGGACACUCUAAUCAAAGAAAUCAUUGACUUGACAUCACCAAAUCAACGCUCAGAACUCCGAGGCGCAACCUCAAACUCCUUCCUCCUCCGCCAGCAAAAUGUACUAGAAACUCACUUCGUGGUCCGCAACAGCAGUACCUCAGCUCUCUACGGCUUCUGCUCAACCUACUUCUUCAAGUCUACCGGUACAGGUGCCAUCGGCGCACUCUUCGUCGACCCGGGCAGACGCAAACUCUCCAUCGGACAAAGUCUGCACGAUCGCGCUAUUCGGACGCUAUUGCAAAGAGAAGGCAUCAAGCGCUUCCAGCUAGGCUCCAGGCUACCUAGCAUAUACCUCGGCAUCCCCUCCGACCACGGCACCGAGCGCAAACGCCUGCGCUCCUGGUUCGCCAACGUCGGCUGGAACACUGCUCUCUCCCGCCCAGUAUGCAGCAUGGUAAUGCGUUCUCUCCAAUCCUGGUCUCCACCAGAAGGAAUGGCACAGUCACUACAAGGCUCUGGUGCAGAGUUUGACUUGGUGCGCGGAUGGGAACACUCGAGAGCAAUUCUCGAUCAUAUCAAGACCAACAAUCGACAAGGACUAGCCGAAGUCUAUAAACUCGCCUUGGCGGACCCGACUUCUUGUGGUAUUGUUCGCGCCAUACGUCCCGAAGACGGAAGUAUAGUGGGGACAGUGGUCCUCUACAAUGCCACUUCCUCACUUGCCGAGUUUGUUCCUGCACUUAAAGACGAAGCGUCUGCGGAAGUUGAAGUACAGGUUAGUGGUGGCGUCAGCUCUCCUGUGAUUUCACCCUCAGCAGGCGAGUAUGCUACGAUACUUCAGAGUUUGAUCUUGUUGGGAGUCAAGCAAGUCAAGAAGCAGGGUUGUGCGUCUUGUGUGUUGGAUUACAUGGACGGAGAUGGCAAUUUCGAUGGCUUGUCGGCUAUGGGAUUCGAGGUUGUGCAUACGUUUGAGGAAGUCUCCUGCGAUGCGGCUACGAUUACUAGGGCUAAGUGA